AUGGUCGCAAUCACGCUUUCAGGGCUAAGGUCCCUGUUAAUCUUCUUUGGCCCGAUGCUUCUGCCAAAGGCCAUCCAACUGUGCAGAUCCAUCCGUGCCUCUCCUCGCAACCCUCAUGGUCGCGUCCGUCCCAUACCCCCGGCCGUCGCCGCUUCGCUCAACCUGCUAUACGCCUUUGCCAUACUCGCCUUCGCCGCUUCCCUGCCGUACUUUGCUCCCGAGAACGUCUUUCAAGCAACCUCCUCCCGCUUGCAGAUUCCCACCGACACGCUCUUUGUCCGUCUGGGCAAGCUCCGUCCGCUGAGCGCCGUUGAUGAGGCGCUCAGGUCCAAGUUUGUCAACAUCGAGUCCAGACUGUUGUACUUGGCGUAUGGCCCGUCUGUGCUGGCCACCUGUCCCUUCUGCACUUCGGACGAGCCCUCGAGCUACUUCUACUAUGCGUUGCCCUCCAUCAUCGCACCCCAUCUCCUCCAUCUUGUUGUGCUCGGUCUUGUCACGUCUUCCGUGAUCUCGGGUUCUGAGGGUGCACGAUGGAGGACUUGGGCUGCGAGUCUCGGUGUGGUUCUUACAGCGCUCGAGGUGUGGGCGGUUGGUACGUAUGACUACACGCAGAACGCGACCGCCCUACGUUUGGGCGAUCUGGAGCCAUUCUACUGGCGCAUACGGACGCUGCGCUACAUUGCAUUUGCCUUGAUGGACGGUCUGCUUGGUUAUGCUAUGUACCUGACAUCGACCAACCGUUGGCUGGUCAUACCGCCGACGAUUUCGGAGCGCAUUGAGGAGAACACGCGCAUGGUCGAAAGUCUCAAAGGCAAGCUGAGCAUGCUGGCUGCUAUGAAGAACACAGUGGCCCGGGAUAAGGGGUUGCGCGAGCGCAACUUGGCGUACUGGGUGGACGAGGGCCAGUACAUGGGCGAAAUAUUCGAGGACAGGGAAGUGGUGGACGGGAUGCAGAACGCAUUGGAAAGGGCGAACGUGGAGAUGAUAGAGAACCAAGCUGGUGGGAUGGCGGACGGCAUCGUGAGUGUCAUUGAGAAUAUGCGCAAAGGAACGGGCGUGUAG
Molecule: messenger RNA, 1062 nt
Organism: Diplodia corticola
Lineage: Eukaryota; Fungi; Ascomycota; Dothideomycetes; Botryosphaeriales; Botryosphaeriaceae
Product: chorismate synthase
Exons: 2
Coding region: 1-1062 (353 amino acids)
Source: RefSeq, a predicted model, not a curated record